Haliotis rufescens (red abalone) is the source of this 3223-nucleotide messenger RNA. RefSeq names its product reticulophagy regulator 3-like. Lineage: Eukaryota; Metazoa; Mollusca; Gastropoda; Lepetellida; Haliotidae. The transcript has 9 exons. Gene Ontology annotation, biological process: reticulophagy. Bases 72 to 1529 code for a protein of 485 amino acids. The record is from RefSeq and is a predicted model, not a curated record.
CAAAAAUACUGCGAGCACUUGCUGAACGAAUGUUUCUGACGGACGCAUAAUUUGAACAUUUGCGCUUCAAAAUGGACAGUAGAAGUUAUUCGGGAGGCUAUGGGGGCGUUAGAGGCCUCGAAGAAGAUAUUAUAAGUCUUCUAAGCCCGAUCGAACCGAUCGUUAUGCGAAUACAAAGCCUCUUGGUUUGGGAGUACCCCCAUAGAAGUGCGGUCAUGUUCAUCUGCGUUCACCUCUUGUUUUGGUAUUUAGCCGCAACUUCCAUGAGUUCAUACUUUCUUAUAUCGAGUGCAACGUUAAUUCUUUUCCUUGUGGAUACCUGGAAGAAGAAAAUCUGGCCAGAAAUAAGAGUCCCGCCUCCAGUGCCUGACGAUAUAGAUGGUUGGACCCCUGUCCACCCUCGUCUGCUAAAUGUGCUCGAAAUUUCCCAUCAUGCAGCUGAAGUUCUUCACAACAUUCUCAACACACUCCAUGAAUUACGCUUGUAUCGUAGGAAUAACCCAAGAAUUACAUGUUGCAUGGGUGUACUGUUUUCGAUAGUGUGUAUGAUAAUCUGCUUCGUCCUAAUGGUGAUUGGUCGGUACAUCCCAGGAAUAAUGCUUUCGUAUAUUCUAGUGAUGAGCGUGAUGCUCUGGCCUUGCAUCGUCUACCACAAUGUGUUGAAGAAGGCGUACCUCAAAGUGGAGCCAGCUUUCAUGUGGCUGGAAUAUAACCUGAAGAUCAAGAUGUCAAGGUCACCCAAAGUGACCAGUGGGUCAUCUGUGUCCGGCUCUGGCUCCCUGAAUGCCACUGUUGAGGAUGAUUAUGAUGAGUUCUGUCCACCGACGGACCCGACAACCACGGCACUGCUGGCUCGCGCCAUCACAGACAGCGAGGACGAGGGCGGGCCGUCAGCCAUACCGACACCCCAGCUGUCUAAAGAACCUUCCAUGGAUAACAGUGAAAAUGAAGAGGAGGACUUUGCACCAGGCCUAGAACGUAUGCCUUCAUUUGAUGACCUGGAUCAAACUGACGAUGAAUUCAUGCCCAGUAACGGCCACAGUGGCAGCAUGCCCUUCAACCCCUCCCACUUCGGCGACAACUCUGACUCAGACGAGGAUGACAUCAACUUCCCGGACAUCUCUGAAGUUGACUCUUCUGUGCUGGAACGCACACCAACAUCAGAAGGCAUCCUCAGCUCUCCUUUCAGUGCCCUCGCCAGCUCUGUCGUCAGCCAAACCCUGACUUCCAUGGUUGAGAAUGCCCUCCAAGGUGUGUCCAGGAAGGGAGAUCACUCUAGCACUUCCUCCUAUGGGCGUCUGCCUGGCACAGAUGCACAGAUCACCUACACGCGAACAGACAUUGGGGAGGCAGUGGAUGUGUUACCGCAGGAUAUAACGCUCGAGGAGGAGGAGGAGGAGGAGGAAGAAGAGGAAGAAGAAGAAGAAGAAGAGGAGGAGGAGGAAACUGGAAGACAGAUUGAAGCAGACAUUGAAAAAGAAUUUGAUUUUUUGGACGAUUUUGAACCCAGGAAUAAACCCAAGAAAUGAGACUGCUCAAUUGGUUGUGAGUUUGUAUUGGUUUUCUUUUGAUACUAAAAGCUUGAUGAGAAUUUAAAGGUUAUAUUUUUGUAUCUAAACAGUGAAGACAUGUUUUUUAAGUGUUCAAGAGGUUAUGGUACAGUUGCUGCUUUCCAGGGGAGUUGUCAUGGGAUUUAUGAUGAGUUGACGACUACCAUAUGACAACAAUGAAUUGUUCUCUUGUUAAGUGGGCAUCUGAAUCUAGAAGAAUCACAUAUUUGUGUUUUUGAAAUAGUUUGGUCUUUUACGGAUUUCACAACUUAUUUAUUUCGUUACUAAAAGAACUAGACUAUUUCAUUGCAUGUUUCAUGAUUUUUGUGUUGACUUGCAUAAAGAUGCCAUACUUUAUCAUGUGUAUUUAGAAACAUUGCCAUCAUAGUCAGCUAAUAAUAGCGACCAUUCAUGGCAGAAUUAUUCUGGUUAUUGGAUUGUGAGUCCAACAUGAUUUGAAUCUAAUGUUAUAUCUUAUGAACACGUUCAAUAAGAAACUGCAUUUUGAACCAUAUUCUGUGUAAUUCUAAAAUGUAAAUAUAGUUAUUCUUCACCAACCACUGAAUCAAUAUGUUGCAUAUAUCCAGUAUGAAAUCUAUCACAAUCAGUAUUUGAAAUUAACUGGUCAAGCAAUAGAAAAAACUAUAUAUAUUUGUUUUUUUAUGGAAACCUUGUAGAAAUUAAAACACUAAAUGGAAAUGUCAGGGACCUCAUGAUUGGCCUUUCUGACACAGAUAAGGCUUUAGGAGAUGUUUAGAGACGGAGAGAAAUUAAGUUGUUUUUUUUAGUUUUCUUCUUUAUUUAAACGGGGGUGCUCGUCACGCCAAAGACCCAGGUUUGAUUCCCGAUGUGGGUACAAUUUGUGAAGCCCAUUUCUGGUGUUCCCUGCUGUGAUAUUGCUUGAAUAUUGCUAAAAGCAGCGUAAAACCUUACUCACUCACUCACUUAUUUAAACCAGGCAUCAUUUUGUGAUCAGCCCCAAAUUAAUUUUGUUCAACUUAACUUCCAAAGUAACAACUGUAUUGGACCUGUGUUUGCCUCUGAUUUGUGAAAACAUGUCUUUGUGACUGCAGAACCUAUUCAGAUUUUUUUAUAUUUGGAGGAAGCUGCAUCUUGUCAUCUGGCUGAAUUCCUAUCAUGAGUUUCUCAUUGAUAACGUCAAAAUAUUUGAUAACAAGUUUUGUCACAGCUGUGAUGAUAAACAUGUGGGUACUGUGAUUAAUACUAAGUAUAUUCUCCAUGUUGGAUUUCACCUUCAGCGUGUUUACAUGAUGUCUUAGAUCUCAAGGCCGCUCCUUGGGCUACACUGGUGCAUUCUGGGAUGUGAAUAACUUAACGUUUAUUUAAUACCCUCAUCAAGGAUGACGAUACUUUAAGCUGAGUUUCCUUGGUGCUUGGUUUUGUAUCUCUCAAAAAUUGUAAACAAAAUCUUUUUCAUUAUUUGAUUCCAAUUUGGGUUUGGGUUUGUCACAAUGAAUGAAAUCAAUGCCAAAUCAUGGUCCACCUGUUUUCUUCUGUGGCAGUAGGGAUAUGAUCUGACGUUGUGAUUGACCGUAUUCAAUGUAAUAAGCACCCAGAGCGCUCUCAAAAUUAGAAAUAGGGGCUCUUAUUAGAAUAUAAUUUUGGUAAAAAAAAACAGAAUUGAAAGAUCGUAAAUUUUGUGGUUUAUGCUG